Molecule: messenger RNA, 1170 nt
Organism: Micropterus dolomieu (smallmouth bass)
Lineage: Eukaryota; Metazoa; Chordata; Actinopteri; Centrarchiformes; Centrarchidae
Gene: inhbab
Product: inhibin subunit beta Ab
Exons: 2
Coding region: 121-1170 (349 amino acids)
Biological process (GO): SMAD protein signal transduction; BMP signaling pathway
Cellular component (GO): extracellular region
Molecular function (GO): growth factor activity; cytokine activity
Source: RefSeq, a predicted model, not a curated record
GCUGUCGGUCUUCUCAUCGACGCCUCUCCGGCGGUCUCUCCGACUCCGGAGGUCGACGGGGUGUCUCGGCUCCAAGAGGGGGCGCCGUCCACGGACUGUCCGUCCUGCUCUCUGUCUCAGAUGAGGAGGAACACGUCUUCGUCGGGAGGACAGAGCGACAUGGUGGAGGCGGUGAAGCGUCACAUUCUCAACAUGCUGCACCUGAGCGCUCGGCCCAACCUGACGCACCCGGUCCCUCGAGCCGCGCUGCUCAACGCCAUCAAGAAGCUGCAUGUUGGCCGCGUGGCCGAAGAUGGCAGCAUAGAAAUCCAGGAAGAGGGCCGGGGCCCCGGGGCCCGAACACCACCUGAGCCCCCGUCUGAGAUCAUCACCUUCGCAGAGCCAGGAGCCUCUGUGAACAUGGUGACCUUUGACAUUUCGAAGGAGGAUGAUGGCCCCUCGGUGGUGGAACAGGCGAACGUCUGGAUCUUUCUGAAGGUGUCGAAGGGAAUCCGAGUGAAAGGCAAAGUGAUGAUGCAGCUGCUGCAGCUUCGUCCUGAGGGCGAGGAGGAGGAUGAUUGUGUUUCAGAGAAGAUGGUGGACACUCGUCGCAGCGGCUGGCACACCUUCGCCGUCUCUCGCAGCGUUCAGACUCUGCUGGACAGCGGCGGGGGCAGCUCGCUCAGCCUGCGGAUUUCCUGCCCGCUGUGCGCCGAGGCUGGAGUCACACCCGUCCUGGUGCCUGCUGACGGCGAGCGAGCGAGAGAACAGUCACACCGACCGUUCCUCAUGGUGGUGCUUCGAGCUCUGGAGGAGGUAACUCAACGACGAGUUAAACGAGGUCUGGAGUGCGAUGGGAAAAUACGCGUCUGCUGCAAACGACAGUUUUACGUGAACUUCAAAGACAUCGGCUGGAACGACUGGAUUAUAGCGCCGUCUGGUUACCAUGCCAACUACUGCGAGGGCGACUGUCUGAACCACAUGGCGAGCAUCAGCGGCUCGUCCCUCUCCUUCCAUUCAACGGUCAUCAAUCAUUAUCGAAUGAGGGGCUACGGCCCCUUUCAAAACAUCAAGUCGUGCUGCGUGCCGACGAGGCUGCGCGCAAUGUCGAUGCUGUACUACAACGAAGAGCAGAAGAUCAUCAAGAAAGACAUAGAGAACAUGAUUGUGGAGGAGUGCGGCUGCUCGUAA